UAUGGGAAAUCUUUGUGAAACAAAUGAAACAAAAAAAUUUACUUCUGUUCAGAUGCCUUCAAAAUAACAAGAGGAGACAAUUGGAUAUAUUUCAGAAAAGAAUUAAAAUUCAUAAAAUCUAUUGGAGGCAACAUAGAAGAAAUUGAGUAUUGAUGAUUUUUUAAUGUUAAAUCAAUUAGGAAAAGUAAGGGAUUAUAGAAUACGAUAGAUUUUUAGGGUGCAUUUGGCAAAGUUUUUAAGGUAAAGAAGAAAGACAAUGGUAAAAUCUAUGCACUCAAGGCUAUGAACAAGAAAUAAAUAUUUGAUAGUAAUUUAGAAUAAAAUGCUGUAAUUGAAAAAGAAGUAUUGAACAAUAGCAAACAUCCAUUUAUUGUCAAUCUUAAAUAUUCAUUUUAAAGUUAAACUAAGCUUUAUUUUGUACUGGAAUAUAUUGAUGGUGGUGAAUUUUACUAAAUUCUUUAAAGAACAUAAGGCCUUCCUGAACCUGUUGUAUAAUUUGUUGCAGCUGAAGUCAUUUUAGCUUUAGAAUAUCUUAAUACGAAAUUAAACAUAAUUUAUAGAGAUUUAAAACCAGAAAAUCUAUUACUGACUAAAUCAGGACAUGUGAAAUUAACUGAUUUUGGUCUAGCCACAAAAAUCAAAGAUAAUAACUAAAAGUCCUAUACAUUAGUUGGUACAACUGAGUAUUUAGCUCCUGAAAUCAUAAGAAAGGAAGGACAUUCUUUUGAAGUAGAUUUAUGGACUUUAGGCAUUUUAAUUUAUGAGAUGAUAACUGGUAAAACUCCUUUUGCACAUCCUGAAAGAAAUCAGAUGAAAAUAUAGUAUCUCAUAUUAAAAAAUAAUCCUACUUAUCCACCAACCAUGUCUCGUGAUGCUAGGGAUUUAAUCAAUAGCCUUUUAUAAACCAAUCCCUCAUUAAGAUUAGGAGCAAAUGUAUUUCUUAUUAAUAUUCAAAUAGGGAUACGAUUAUAUCAAAAAUCAUUCAUAUUUUAGUAAAAUCAAUUGGCAAGAUCUUUAUGAAUAAAAAGUUAAAUCUCCACUUAAAACUUUUGCUGAAGAUAAUUCAAACAGAUUAUAAAAUCUAUAACCCAUGUUAAAUUAACUUAAAGAGACUCCUAAUAAUAAUCCUAUGCCUUAGAUUAUUGGUAUAAGCUUUUCUGGAAAUGAGAUGGAUAGAGGCAGUUCAGUCAAGAAUUAUUGA
Molecule: messenger RNA, 1201 nt
Organism: Paramecium sonneborni
Lineage: Eukaryota; Ciliophora; Oligohymenophorea; Peniculida; Parameciidae
Source: the annotation of a GenBank genome assembly